UCACCUUUCCCCCAGCGGUAGGCCACACCCCUCAGAGUGUGUGUGUGUGUGUGUGUGUGUGUGAGCUGAGCGUGGACUCUGUUCUGCUGCGGUGAGAGGAGGACGACACUCAUUCAACCAUGGACCAAAACCUGGUUAUCCCGCUGCUGUUGGCCGUGUCGGUGGUGGUGGUGACAGUGUUGUAUUUCCUCCUGGGAGGAUCUGAUGAAGGCAGAAAGAAAGGGCCCGUCACUCUCCAAGACCCCAUGACCAAAUACCCCCUGCCCCUCGUAAAGAAGGAGGAAAUCAGUCACGACACAAAGAAGCUUCGGUUCGGCCUUCCCUCUGCAGCUCACGUCCUUGGACUGCCAGUGGGUCAGCAUGUGUAUCUGUCGGCCAAGGUCAGCGGCUGCCUGGUGGUCAGGCCCUACACACCGGUGUCCAGCGACGAGGACCAGGGAUUUGUCGACCUCGUAGUUAAGGUCUACUACAAAAACACCCACCCCACCUACCCAGACGGGGGACAGAUGUCUCAGUACUUGGACGAGAUGCGUAUCGGAGACACCAUAGACUUCCGAGGACCCAGCGGGCUUCUGGUGUAUAAGGGCAAAGGUCAGUUUUCCAUCAGACUCAACAAGAAGUCGGAGCCAAACAUUCAGAAAUGUAGGCACGUUGGAAUGAUCGCUGGUGGAACAGGGAUCACUCCAAUGCUGCAGUUGAUCCGCAGGAUCACAUCAGAUCCCUCCGACAACACAAAGUGCUCUCUCAUAUUCGCCAACCAGACUGAGAAAGACAUCUUACUGAGGGAGGAGCUGGAGGAGGUCCAGAAGAGCCACCCUGACCAGGUUAAGGUCUGGUACACUCUGGACAAACCUCCACAGGAGUGGAGCUACAGCUCAGGAUACGUGACCCACGACAUGAUCAAAGCCCACCUCCCAGCUCCGUCCACCGACGUCCUCGUGGUCCUCUGCGGACCCGCGCCUAUGAUUCGCAACGCCUGCCUGCCCAAUCUGGAAAAACUGGGGCACAAAAAUGAGAAUAUUUUUGCCUACUAGUGUUCAGCCAGUCUGUCAUUAUUGUCAUUUUCAUGUAUUGAACACAUGAUGUAGCUUUAGUGUCGCAAACAUUCCAAAUGACCAAGUAUUGUCAGCCAUGAUAUCAAUUUUGUUGAAUAAAAAUAUAAAAUUAAGU
Molecule: messenger RNA, 1170 nt
Organism: Menidia menidia (Atlantic silverside)
Lineage: Eukaryota; Metazoa; Chordata; Actinopteri; Atheriniformes; Atherinopsidae
Source: the annotation of a GenBank genome assembly